CCGCCCUUAAAAGCCUUAAAUAGCUCAUACUAAAAUCUUAAAUUCAUCCGGAGUGAACCAUCAAUAAAGAUUUCUAUCACCGACAUCCCCACGCAAAAGCACCCAUAAAGGCCAAAACAUAAAAAAUUCCUCUUAAAACUGAUUCGCCUUACCAUCUUAAUCUAAAGUAAAGCCCACAAACGGAAACAGCAGGGCUUACAUGCUAAGGUCUCUCCUCUUAUGCAGCAGUGAACAUAACUGAGCCGAAUGUGACAUAACAGAACGAGAUAGGUAAUUCCUACUACAAUGUCUCAGAACGGUAAAAUAGUUCCGCAGCUAAGCCAGCAAGCCACCAACGACUCCAAUUUAACUGUUCUUCAGCGGAUCGAUCGCCAUGUCGAAGAAAUUCUCACCACGGCAGCUCACGUGACUUUGUACGACUUCAAUGUCGACCUCACUCAAUGGAGUCGAAAAGAUGUGGAGGGAUCUCUAUUUGUUGUCAAGAGGAGGACCCAACCACGGUUUCAAUUCAUUGUUAUGAAUCGGCGUAGUACUGAGAAUCUAGUGGAAGAUCUGCUCAGUGAUUUUGAAUACGAAGUACAACUUCCUUAUUUACUCUAUCGAAAUGCAAACCAAGAAGUGAUUGGGAUUUGGUUUUAUAAUCCAAGAGAAUGUGAAGAGGUUGCAAAGCUUUUCUCGAGCAGGAUUUUGAACGCUUUCUCUAAAGUUCCUCCAAAACCAAAAGUAUUCACAAAUCAAAGCAACGAGUUUCAGGAGCUGGAGUCAGUUCCGACGUCAGCAACUAUAGAGGGUCCUCUAGAGCCGACAUCAUCCACUGGAACCAUUGCAGAUUCUCCUGAAGAACCCCUUGAGCGUUUCUUUAGUGCAUCAUUACAUUUAAACAAUCGUCAAGAGCUGUCAUCCUCAACAUCUGUGAGGCCUUCAACCAUGGUGCAUUCUCUGCCAGCCGGUUCAUCAUCAGUGGCUUCUCCUAGUCUACCUCCAAUGCCAGCACCAUCUCCUCCAUUGCCUGCUUCAUCAGUAUCUUUAGUCCCCAUGACUGCUCGUCCAUUAGACAUAUCUGAAGUGAGCAGCAGUAGUCAUGCUACUCUUGUUAAACCUUCAUUUUUUGUACCACCGCCACUUUUAUCUACAUCGAUGCCAUUAUCACUUCCUUCUGCACCAAUGGCUCCGCCUAUUAAUCCUCUUGCAUCCCUUCAGCCUUCACUUGGUGCACCACUACUGCAACCUUUUCCUCCUCCGGCUCCUUCCCAAUCUCUGGCUUCAGCUUCAACAUUGAAUCAAGGCCCGGUUAUUACAAGAGAUGGAGUCCGUGAUGCACUGGUUCGGUUAGUAAAGAAUGAACACUUUAUUGACAUGGUGUACCGUGAGAUGCUGAAUGCACAUACUUCAUGAAGAUUCCACAGUGGAUGAUCUCGUUAACGACUUCUGUUCAUUCAUUUACCAGCAAGCAAAGGUUCUGUAUACGGUCUUUUGCAUGGCUUCAUUGUGUAUCUUGUGUGGAGCACCAAUUUCAGGAUGGAAGGCUAUGGAUUUAAGUGUGCUAGUUAAGUUUCAUAUUUUGCAGACUUAAGUAUCUGUGAUCGAUCUUGUCCAAGAUUCAUCUGUUUCAAGUGCACAGAAGUUUUUUUAUGAUGACUUCAUAAAAUAUAAUUCAUACGUUGUUGUCUAUCUUCUACUUGUCCUCACUUAUUGUCUGAAUAUGGACUACUGGGCUUAUUUUGAAAAAUCCAGUACGUGAUCUUAUAGGUGUUUUCCCCAGAAAUGUCUACAAAACCUUCCUUGUGGGAGAUCGUAUGUAAUUGAUAGUUGUACGGAACUUCUAUUUAGUUGUACACUAAGAUUUGCUUAUGUCUUUAUUGCUAAGCACCUAUUGUUUUGUCCUAUCGAUUUGUAAAUCAUAUGCUAGCAGUGCUGGCAUCUUUUUUUUGUCA
Messenger RNA from Cryptomeria japonica (Japanese cedar), 1934 nucleotides. RefSeq names its product mRNA-decapping enzyme-like protein. Gene Ontology annotation, molecular function: mRNA binding; enzyme activator activity. The record is from RefSeq and is a predicted model, not a curated record. The transcript has 8 exons. Lineage: Eukaryota; Viridiplantae; Streptophyta; Pinopsida; Cupressales; Cupressaceae. The coding region runs from base 286 to 1395 and encodes 369 amino acids. Gene Ontology annotation, biological process: deadenylation-independent decapping of nuclear-transcribed mRNA; positive regulation of catalytic activity; deadenylation-dependent decapping of nuclear-transcribed mRNA. Gene Ontology annotation, cellular component: P-body.